CACCAAUGGCAUUCCAUGCGCUCGCUUCGUUUCAGUUAAGACCUUGACUGCUGUAAUCGUUAGCAAGCAGCAGCUAUGGCGGAGUCAGGCAAAUGCACCUCAGGUCUUCCUUCACCAGGAGAUAUGACUUCACUGGCACGGGCUCUAUCUCACACCACUUUAUCCCAGCUCGACCAGUCGGACGUGUUUCAGUCGCAGUCGUCUCUGUACAGAAUAGCAGCCUCUCGGAGGAGAAGAAUAUCCGCUAGUCAAAGCGUGGACUCCUUGGACAUGAGUCCGAGCGCUGAGGCGCGAGUGCUGGUCAUCAACACCGGAGGGACAAUAGGAAUGAUGUACCACAAUGACGUGCUGUGUCCUGAACCAAAUGCCCUGGUUAAAGCUCUCCGCAAACUUCCCACUCUGCAUGACGAACAAUAUGCUCUGCAAACCCGACUCUUUGAGUACUACGAUCCUCUGGAAAACACGCUGGUGCUGCCCCUUUCCAAACAGAACAAAAGAAUAGUGUAUACUGUUAUAGAGUAUUCUCCGCUGCUGGACUCCUGCAACAUGACAACCGAUGACUGGGCCACUAUUGGAAAAGACAUUGAGAAACACUAUGAGAAAUAUGAUGGCUUUGUCAUUCUGCAUGGUACUGACACUAUGGCCUACACGGCCUCAGCUCUGUCCUUUAUGUGUGAACACCUGGGCAAACCUGUCAUUCUCACUGGCUCUCAGGUACCAAUCUAUGAAAUGAGGAACGAUGGGAGAGACAACCUGUUGGGGGCGCUGCUGAUCGCAGGGCAGUUUGUCAUCCCUGAGGUGUGCCUCUACUUCCAUCAUAAGCUGUUCCGAGGUAAUCGUGUUACCAAAGUGGAUGCUGGGAGUUUUGAUGCCUUUAACUCCCCCAACCUGGCUCCAUUAGCCAAUGCCGAAGUUGAUAUCAAAAUAAAUUGGGACACGGUGUGGAGGGCAAACACAACAGCAAAGUUCAGGGUCAACACACAGAUGAACCGCAACGUUGGCCUCCUGCGUUUAUUCCCGGGGAUCACUGCUGACACUGUUCGAGCUUUUCUGCAGCCACCCAUGGAGGGGAUUGUCCUGGAGACCUAUGGCAGCGGUAAUGCCCCAGAUAACCGUGCAGACCUGCUGGAAGAGUUUCGUAAAGCUACAGAAAGAGGAGUUAUCAUGGUCAACUGCACCCAGUGCCUGCGAGGCUCUGUCACCACAUCAUACGCCACUGGGAAGGCCCUGAGUGAUGCUGGAUUGGUGCCUGGGGGUGAUAUGACUCCAGAAGCUGCUUUGUCUAAACUCUCCUAUGUACUGGCCAGGAAAGACCUAACGACUCAAGAGAAAAAGAAGAUGUUGAGCCGAAAUCUUCGUGGUGAAAUGAUCGCUCACUUGAAGGGGGCCAAGCUGACACUCAGUGACAGUCGCUUCAUUCAAGUCAUUGCUAAAUCCCUCAGCAUCAGCUGUAAAGAGGAGCUGGAAGCUAUCCGUGAUGCCCUGACUCCCACAUUAGCCUGCGCUGCUGCUAAGAUUGGCGAUGUUGAGGCGCUGGAGGCAAUUAAAGAGAUGGGAGCAAACUUGAGCAUGGAAGACUACGAUGGUCGGACUCCUCUCCAUAUCGCAGCCUGUGAGGGCCACCUCAAAUUAGUGCAGUAUUUACUGAGCCUGGGAGCCACCGUAUAUGCCAAAGAUCGCUAUGGGAACACGCCUCUUCGAAAUGCUGUUCGUUUCAGACACAAAGACGUGGUGAAGUUACUGAGAAAAACAGGAGCCCAUUUUUCUCCUGAAGAAAUAGAAGGUGCUGGAACUGAGCUUUGCAGUCUGGCAGCAAACGCAGACUUGGAAGGCUUGGAGCUUUGGCACUUAGCUGGAGCUGAUCUAACUAUGCCAAGUUAUAAUGGGCAAAUAGCCAUAGAGGUGGCCAUGCAGUUUGGCAAUGAGGAAGCUGUGCAGUAUCUUCAACGAGCUGCACAGUACCGAGCUCAGGUUUUUGAUGAAAUCGAAGAGCUCCGCAUGCAACGUGGAGGGAAUCAGUCCACCCACACCUACUUUUAGUGCCUGGUUUGUUGUUCUACCGUACUGAAAUGUCUGAGGCUGUAAUAUAUGUAGCUAGCAUAAACGUUUUUUGUUCUCAGCUCUUUAAUCUUUCUUCUCUAAAUAAAUUGUUGUUCUGUAAAUAAAAGCUUCAGAUAUCCUAACCUUAGUUUAUCGAAAGUUUCAAAUGCUUUAUACACACAUUUCAACCUGUGUGUCACUGCACUUGCGUUCUUUUAAUUGUGACCUUACCAAUUAUUGCUAAUUUGCUUAUUAUAUGCCAUUGUUUGCAAUUAUAAGGGUAUGAGGAUAUAAUUUUCCCCUUGCAAAUACAUGGGUAAAUGAUGUCCAUUGUUUAAAUUAAAUAUGAUCUGGAGGUAACUUAUUAAAGUGCAAAAUUUAUAUUUGAAUUUAAUUUUAUAUUUUAAUUCUCUAUGGAAAAUAUAUUUCAUAUUAUACAUUUAGAAGUCAAAACCUUUUUUUGAUUUUUUCAUUUUUUUGAUAAUUUUUUCCAGAAUGGUGAAUUCAUCGAGUUUUCAGCUUGUCCACAGAAAUCCUAAGGAGACAAUCGCACAAGCAUGCUUCCCUUUGACAAUCGCACAAGCAUCCGUCCCUGUGUUGCUUUUCAUUCAAUGUAUUUGUAGUGUUAUUACAGCAGAUAGUUUCACAAAGCUGAUUUACUUUAUAAACGAGUCAACUAAAGGUGGCAGCGUAACGAAAUCAUCUUGAGAAGACGUUUUUAAGUUUUUAAUUUUGCUCAUUAGGAUUAUAGUAUAAUAGCACAUUGGUCACAUAAUACAAGAUCAGUAAACAGUACUGGCUUCUGGAAAUGUUCAAGGUAUUAGUAUUAAUGUUUUUUGAUCAGAGCAUAAAACUGGCUUUAUCCAUCCUUCCUUUAAUCCUGUUUUUUAAAUAGAUAAUUUGAUCUUGUGUCAAUACAAUUUGAAUCCUUUUCAUUAGAGAAUAAGCCAUUUAUUUUCCCUGUGGACUGUAUGUAUACAUAACUAAACAAACAACUGUGCUUGUAUAAAUGUUCAGUUAUCAUUAGUGAAUGUCCUUUUAUGUUACUGAGCAAUAUUAAUUAAGUGUUGAUGUCGCAUCAGUAUUAGAAAGUAAUAAAGUGUUAUGUUCUAAGAGUCUUCCUUUGACAGGGAGUGCUACAAUAUGUAUUGUACAUUUUAGAAAGUGUUUGAGAACUAGAGAAGGCCAUGUUUGGGAACGGUUCCAAUUCAAAUAUACUGUUAAACCAUAUCUGGUGUAAUCAGGUUUGUUUAUCAUCUCAUUAGGUGGUCAGGAAGUGGAAAGAGAGUGUUGUGAUUUGCACUAGCCAACAUUGGUUUGGCUUUUUGCUAAUUCACCAUCUGCUUAUGUGAACUGGCACAAAAGAGUUGUGCAAUAUUUUGUCUCUUUGCAAUUCACCUCAGCAUGCAGUUCAGUAUGUCUUAAAGAUGCACAAGCAUGUAGUAUGACUCAGGUAAUAUCCAAAAGCUGAGAAAAUAUGUCUGUGUUUGUUGUUAUUAUAUGAAUGUGAAAUGAUGGCAAAUCUGUUAGAUAAGCACAAACACAGAAAUAAACAUUUUCAUCCUUA
This is a messenger RNA of Tachysurus vachellii, 3607 nucleotides long. It is a transcript of the gene aspg, whose product is annotated as asparaginase homolog (S. cerevisiae). The record is from RefSeq and is a predicted model, not a curated record. Lineage: Eukaryota; Metazoa; Chordata; Actinopteri; Siluriformes; Bagridae. Bases 76 to 2040 code for a protein of 654 amino acids. The transcript has 17 exons. Gene Ontology annotation, biological process: amino acid metabolic process. Gene Ontology annotation, molecular function: asparaginase activity; protein binding.